AUGCUGGUGAGGAGGAGGGACAGCUCCGGCGGCGAUGGGUUCGGCAUGCAGAGGCACUGCUCGAAGGCCGCCAUGUCGCCGGCGGCGAGCUUCUCUGUGAAGUUCCAGGACCUGUACGGGUUCGCCGUGGAGGGGAGCCUCGAGGACGUCAAUGUGCUGAACGAGGUUAGAGAGCGGGUGAAGCGGCAGGGGAAGGUCUGGUGGGCAAUGGAGGCCAGCAAAGGACCCAAUUGGAUCUCUUCCCUCUCUGCCGGCGGUGGUGAGGGCCUCUCCUCCCUUCGUUUCUCUCUCCUCGGCGGCGCUGCUGCCGGCGACGGCGACGUGAGGAAGAAGCUCGUGAGGAAGGGCGUCCCGCCGGCGCUGCGGCCGAAGGUCUGGUUCUCCGUCUCUGGCGCGGCGAAGAAGCGCUCCACCGUCCCCGACAGCUACUACGACGACCUGCUCAGAGCCAUCGACGAGAAGGUCACCGCCGCCACCCUACAGAUCGACCAAGUAAGUCCUCUCUCCCUCCUCCUCCUCCUCCUCCUCUGGUUGCAUGCAUCAAACCUUAGAAGGUAAUGAUGAAAAUAGUCUGUAGCUGUUCGAGGAAGAUUUCGGAGAAUUUUAAGGGCAGUUUUCUUCUCUGGGUAUCGUGGGUUUUCAAUCCUUAUUUUUUCGUAGGAAUUCUCCAAGAAAAUAAAAUAAUCUGUCGCUGCAGGGAAGAAGAUUUAAGAAUUAUUUGAGAGUAACAUUCUCUGGGCAUCGUGGGUUUCUAAUUCUGCAUUCUGAGAAACCUCUCUGAGCAUCAACACCUAGAAGACGACGACAACGACGACGACAACGACGAUGACGACGACGACGUCGACGAAGAAGAAGAUGAUGAUGAAAGUAAUCUGCUGCUGCUCGAAGAAGAUUUAAGAAUAAUUUAAGAGUAAUUUUCUCUGGGCAUCGUGGAUUUUUUAUCCUUUCGAGUACACUUCUUUUCGUGGGGAUUCUCCAAGUUUCUGGGAAAGCCUCUCUAAAUCAGGAUCAAAGUUCACGACCAUCGUUGAUUUUCAUCUGAAAUAUGUCGUCCUUUCUUCGCUGAAUUUUGACCGACCCUCGUAGGCCAUCAUCAUCUUCAUGUUCUUCCUGCGUCAUCUGAAACAUUUCCAUAAUUGGCGAAGAGAUAAAAAUAACCUGCUUUCGCAGGAUCUACCGAGGACCUUUCCGGGCCAUCCAUGGCUCGACACUCCACAAGGCCAAGCCUCUCUGAGACGCGUGCUCGUCGCGUAUUCCUUCCGCGAUUCGGAUGUCGGGUAUUGCCAGGUGGGGGAGAUCAUCUCCACCUCUCUCUCUCUCUCUCUCUCUCUCUCUCUCUCUCUAUCUUCCUUAUUUAGUGCACAAAAAUGGAAAAGAUAACCAGAUCCUAAAUUAACUCAGGGCCUAAACUAUGUGGCCGCCCUGUUACUGCUGGUGAUGACGGCGGAGGAGGAUGCCUUCUGGAUGCUCGCCGUUCUCUUGGAGGACGUCUUGGUGAACGAUUGUUACACCGACAACCUCUCGGGUUGCCACGUGGAGCAGCGAGUGUUCAAGGGUCUCCUCACCGAGAAAUCCCCAAGGUUUUUUUCUCUUUUUUUUUCUAUUUUUGCUCCUCGAAAGAAACCGAUAUAUUAAAAAUUCUUAAUCAGUUUCAGUUCAUGAGUUUUCUUCCGAAUUCAGCCAUAUUUUUUAGUAAAAACCCUAUAAAUAAAUAAAUAAAUAAAUAAAUAACCUGCAGGAUCGCCGCUCAUUUAGAUGAAAUGGGAUUCGACGUCUCCUUGGUGGCCACCGAGUGGUUCCUGUGUCUCUUCUCUAAGAGCUUGCCGUCAGAGGUCGUCCUGAGGGAACUUUAUUUUCUUUUUUAUUUCUUAUUUUCUCUCUCUCUAAAUAAGAACCCAUUAAUGCAAUAUUUAUGCACCUUAUCGGAAUUUUUAUUAUUAUUAUUUUAAAGACAACUAUGCGCGUGUGGGAUGUCCUCUUCAACGAAGGGGCAAAGGUUCUGUUCCACGUGGCCUUGGCCAUCUUUAAGGUGCACGGAUAAUUAUUUCCUCUUCUUAUCCUAGUCCAUCACUUAUCUAGACCCAUAAUAAUAUAUAUUAGCUAUGUUCUUUCAAUUUUUUAUUUUUUAUUUUCCCAGAUGGAGGAGGAGAGGUUGUUGGGCGCCCACCAGAUUGGGGAUGUGAUUGACAUCUUGCAGACGUCUACCCGCCACCUUUAUGAUCCCGAUGAACUGCUGACGGUAUUAUUUUAAAUAUAUGAUUUUUUAUUGUUUAUUCUUAUAUAAAAUAUUUAACACAAAUCCCCCGACUGGAUAUAUGCUCUCGAUCUUGCAUGUAUUCCGUCCAGGUGGCGUUUGAUAAGAUCGGGUCGAUGACGACGAACGCCAUCACCAGACAGCGGAGGAAGCAGGAGCCGGCGGUGAUGGCCGAGCUCGAUCAGAGGCUGAGAAGGCUCAAUUCUCUGAGGCUGGAAGAGAAGGAAGAAGCUUUGCUAGAGAGGGAAGAACCCUAA
This is a messenger RNA of Spirodela intermedia, 2511 nucleotides long. Lineage: Eukaryota; Viridiplantae; Streptophyta; Magnoliopsida; Alismatales; Araceae. The record is from the annotation of a GenBank genome assembly.